Molecule: messenger RNA, 3040 nt
Organism: Drosophila elegans
Lineage: Eukaryota; Metazoa; Arthropoda; Insecta; Diptera; Drosophilidae
Gene: mxt
Product: eukaryotic translation initiation factor 4E-binding protein Mextli
Exons: 8
Coding region: 175-2052 (625 amino acids)
Biological process (GO): regulation of formation of translation initiation ternary complex; positive regulation of translation
Cellular component (GO): cytoplasm; RNA cap binding complex
Molecular function (GO): translation initiation factor activity; eukaryotic initiation factor 4E binding; RNA binding
Source: RefSeq, a predicted model, not a curated record
GGGGAGGUGCGGAAAAACGAUUCUACGAUUUCUUUUUCACCAAUUCUUCAACAACAUUCAAACGAACGAACAAGUAACCAGACCUUAUUAGCUGAAAUCAGCGAUACCGGACAACAGGCAGGACAACCUUUAGACAUCACUGAGAGACAUUAUUGAAUCCAACGAAUCCCGAAAAUGGCCCACACACACCUGGGACGCGCCGUGAAAAACAUCGAGGCGCCGCGCCCACUGAAGACACAGUCGCGAUCGUCGCUGAAGAACAGCUACCUGGUGAUUGAGGAGCUCAUCCAGCUGAUAGACAGCGUCACCGUGGGCCUGCAGUCGUGCAACACCACGCCGGACUCGAUCACGCUGCUGCUGCACAACCUUCGGGUGCACGGACCGCAGCUGGAGGCGGUGUCCAAGGACACGCUGGACCGGGCCUUUGUCGUUUUCCGCAACGCUUCGCAGGACGAACGGCUGAACAUAACGACGCGCCUCAAGCUCCUCGAGCUGAUCGAGCUGCGCGCCAAGAGCUGGGACAAUGACGACACAAUCGCGUACUACAAGUCCAAGCAGCAUAUCUCCAACGUGGAGCUGCCCCCGCUGGAAUAUCAGUACGAUGCCGGCGUGCAGCCUUUCAGCACCUCCCCCACAUUCGGCGUCAGCGGCGGUGUUGGCGGAGUCAACGUUGGAGCCGCAGCCGCCGCUGCCGCCGUCUUCAAUGCGGCAUCUGCAGCCGCCGCCGCCCAAGCUGCGGCCAUUGCGGCCGUGGGCUCACCCAACCAGCAGCACAUGCUGCUGCCGCCCGGUGAGGUCAUCCGCAAUUCCGGAAAGUUCCCAAAACCGACCAAGAUCCCCGGUAAGACGUACUGCAAGGACGAGGUCGUGAUCCGCAACGCUGACUCUGGAAAAGUCAUGGGCAUCAAAGGGCGACGCGUGCACAUGAUCGAGGAACUUAGCGAAACCAUAAUAUCGUUUCAAAGAGUCAACCCGGGCGCCAAGGAGCGUUUAGUACAGAUUACUGGUCCAGCUGAGGAUAAAAUUAACUACGCCAAACAACUGAUGGAGGACACCAUCCGCCGGAACGCCUCACCGGUGCGCCUGGAGCCCGCCCCCGCUGCCGGAGGAUCCUGCUCCUCCCUGAACUCGUCCAACUCGGAUGACGCCAUCGUCCAGCCGCGCACUCCUAGCGGCAGCAGUUUGGCCAACCGGCUGAGCUUCAACUCGGCGCAGAACUUCAUGACCGCCACCGCUGCCGCGCAGCAGAUCUCGCAGCAGGUGCACCACCACACGCAGCAGCAGCAGCAGCAGGUGCUUCACCAGACGCACCACCACCAGGCGCAGCAGCAGCAAGUCGCCGCAGCAGCAGCAGCAGCGGCACAUGCUCAGGCGACAGCCGCUGCCGGUAAAGUCUUGCGUCCCAAUCAGCAGCUGCUAAUGCACUCAUAUUCCACAAACGAUGCUUCCGUAGGUGAAUACAAGUUCACGGUCAACGUGGGCCAGCACCUGAUCAAGAUCACCGGCGAUUGCUGCGAACUAGUGCGCGUGGCCAAACUUGUGCUCGAUGACUACUUUAGCAGCUCGGAGUUUCUGGCCUCCAUUGAGGCUGGCGCCGCCUUUGACGGCACUUCUCUGGUAAGCCCAGUGACCACGCCGUCGACUCCGCUUCCCGGCGCCGGACCGCCACAAUUUUUACUGCCUGGAACGGACAGUGGCAUUGGACUGAACUACGCCGCCGGUUCGGCAGCAAACAAUAACGGCGAGGGCGACGACGAGGUGUUUUCAGAGCCCAACAAUGCAGGAUCGGCGGCUAACAAUCAAAAUGGACUGGCCAGGUCGCGUCGCAGCCACUUUUCUCGCAAGGAGUCCACACCGGAGACCAAGGGUGUUCGUGAGAAGUUUGACGUGGACGAGCUGGCUGGCCUUAAUCCUUCAAAAAGCAAUGCAUCACGCGUAUCUUACGAUAUUGAGCACUUGAUCUACUACUCUAUGAGUCCGCACGCCUGGGCCCUGCCCCUCGACUGGCAAAAGAUGCAGGAGACAUCGCCCUCGAUUCUGCGCAACAAGUAAAAACCAAUCCGACUGCGCCCAAAGCCAUAAAUGAAAUAACCUCCACCCCGACCACCAACAUCAUGAGCACCACCGUUGGAAGCGCUGCUGUCGAGGCAGCUGCAGACAAUCUCAUAACCGCCACUAACAAGCAAUCAAAAGGGAUCGUCGUCGAGCGCGAGACCCGUCGCCUUCCCAAACCAUCGGCCAUGUCCGAUCGGAAUCUGUACAACAAGCAAUUGCAAAUCAUAUCCAAUACCGUGGGUGCAUCGGUUGCCCACCACGGAAAGAAUCGUCCGGGUCAGCAAACAUCCCAAGUGAAGGCGAUUUUCCAACGCUACAUCGAGGACGAUGAAUUUUCCCUGGCCUUAAGCGAAUCCGAAUCGAAUAAUAACCAAGCUUUUUUCUAAUUUUAUUUCUUGACAACUUUAUUUACGUAGCCGGAAUACGUAUCGAAUAUUAUUGAAUCUCGGCCACAGAUUGGCUAUUCCUUUCGAAUCAUCUCAAAACAGUAUUAUGGUUUUAUUAUUUUCUAUUCCAAACCACAUAACUUGUCAAGUGUAUUAAACGUGUAGCAUGAGAAAUCAGAUAGACAAUGAAUCGAAGCAAAAUCAUUGUCAUUAUCAUACAGUCAUAAAGCAAAGGACAUACCAACGAAACCAAACCAAUUACCAAGUGAAACUAUUCGCUAGUCUUAGACGUAACAAUACAUCUAAUGCAUUGAAAUUAAAAUGUAUCUAUAGGGAGAAUCUGUGUUUUGGCUGUGAAACAGAUUAAGUCUUCUCUAGAGUUAAACUUUAAACGCGGUUCGAACCGCUUAACCACUAACAAACAAACAUUACAUUCUCGAACUCACACCCACAUUUACAAAGCUGUAAUUAAUGUUUUAAUAAGACUUAUAACAACUGUAACAAAUCUAGUUUUAAGCGUUUUAUCCCCGAACACAUAUUCAGUACGAUUUAUAAAAAAAAUUCGAAUAAACAUUAGGGCUUUCAAAGUCCGAAACAAA